AUGGUGGAAUCAAUUAUUCUUUUUAGCAAGACCAUUAAGCCCUCCUCCCCUACCCCUAGUUCACUUAGACAUCACAAAUUCUCUGUACUUGAUCACUUUGGUACCCCUGCAUAUGCUCCAAUUGCAGCCUUUUACUCUAAGCCAACAGAUCACAACCACAAUAUAAGCCAAAUUCUUGAAAAUUCCUUUUCAAAAGUAUUAGCUUCUUAUUAUCCAUUUGCUGGAAGAUUAAUCGACGAAAAUUCAUAUGUCGAUUGUAACGACACUGGUGUAGAGUAUUUAAAUGUACGAAUCAAUUGUCCAAUGAACGGAGUUCUUAACAAUCCCUAUAAUGAUACUAUAGAUGUAGUCUUCCCACGAAAUUUGCCAUGGAAUAGGUCCUUCAAAGCAUCUACAACUCGAGAGUUGGAUUUCAAACCAUCUACUAAAUUUGACUCGGCUUCUUUCUUCCCAAUAUUAUCAAUUGAUGAUAUUCCACAUCCACCUGAUUUUGUAUCUGAACCUCAACGAUGCGUGUCAAAAAGAUACAAUUUCUCGUCCUCUGAUUUAGAGAGACUUAAGGAUUCUGUUUCUUCAGUAGUGCAGAAUCCAACUCGCGUUGAAGUUGCCACAGCACUACUUCAUAGAUGUAUAUCCAUUGCGAAUUUCAGCAAGUUCAAACCAACUUUAAUGUCCCAUGUGAUGAAUUUACGCCCUCCAUUAAUAAAUACCGUUGGAAAUGCUUGUGCUUUCUUUAGCUAUGUAGCGGAGACUGAAGAUGACUGCGUGAGGCUAAACAACUACUUCGAGACAAGUUGA
Molecule: messenger RNA, 798 nt
Organism: Capsicum annuum
Lineage: Eukaryota; Viridiplantae; Streptophyta; Magnoliopsida; Solanales; Solanaceae
Product: acylsugar acyltransferase 3-like
Exons: 2
Coding region: 1-798 (265 amino acids)
Source: RefSeq, a predicted model, not a curated record